Molecule: messenger RNA, 5832 nt
Organism: Colias croceus (clouded yellow)
Lineage: Eukaryota; Metazoa; Arthropoda; Insecta; Lepidoptera; Pieridae
Product: constitutive coactivator of PPAR-gamma-like protein 1
Exons: 19
Coding region: 179-2992 (937 amino acids)
Cellular component (GO): nucleus
Source: RefSeq, a predicted model, not a curated record
GUUCAAGGCAAGGCAGGGAAUGGAUUAGAAAAUUACAAAAUUACAAAUGGCUUCCGUUUCCAACUUUCGGCUGCCGUAAUUAUUUGAGGGCAUGGUUUUUUGAAAUAAGAUCGUUCAAUUAGUCGAAACGAACGUGCAUUCGAACGAUUUGUAAGGGUACUUAUAGGUGCCGAUAACCAUGGGUAUACAAGAUCUACAAACGUUUUUAGAAAACGAAGGAGUAGGAGUAGAUCUAUUUAGAAUCGCCAGAUCUCAUCCUGGCGGAUUUAGAUUAGUACUUGAUGCCGAGGGAUGCCUUGACCGUCUUUACGGCGGAUAUUUUUCUGAUUGGGCUUGUGGAGGCCAAUGGGCUAGAUGUGUCCAGUUCCUAACAACAUUAGCGCAGGCGCUAGCUGAACACCAAGUUGCUCUUUGUAUUUGUUUCAAUGGGGCCCAUCCAACACCACCAGCCUUACCUCAGCACUGGAUUCAAACCCAGGCUACAUAUAGACACAGAGUUAAUUCUGUAUUGCGUCACAUUGUCACAAAGGGAACACCACCACCCAAAGUAUGGUGGGUGCCACCUACAGGACUGCACUCAUGCCUCAGAACUGCAUUGAGAUAUCUGAAUAUUCCAAUUAUGGUAUCUUCUGAUGAUCAUUGUCAAGAAGUUGUGGGUCUAUGUAGAGAGAAGGCAUAUGCUGGGUUAGUUGGGUGUUCAGGAGAGUAUUUAGUAUUCCAGCCACCAAGGUAUUUUAGUUCAUCGCAAUUAAAACUUACAUACAGAUCAUCUUUGGAGACAAAGGAGUAUAUGGUUCAUGAACUACCUAAAGUAUUAGAUGUGCCUCAAGAUCGUUUGUGCCUUUUUGCUGCACUUCUUGGUGGAGUGAUAUUGUCUGAACAAAGUCUGACAGACUUCUAUAAACGUCUUGGAAUUAAUCAGAAAAAGCAACAAGUUCCUCCAGAGACGUUAAUUAAAACAAUCGGCCAGUUUGUCCAUGACUUACCUUCGUCAGAUAUUGAUGCUGCUUGCAUUGAAAUCUUUGGUGAUCUGAAUGAUCUCCGUGCUGCUAAACUUAAACAAGCCGUACAGUAUUAUUUUAAUGGAACCAAAGAUGGCUUCCUCAAGUAUAGAACCGCUUCUGGUCGUCGCCCAAAGAGUAACAAAAAGAACCAAAAACCUGAGAUUAGUCCUCAGUCAACUUCAACAGAUCUGGAUACUUCCAAACUAGCAGCAGAGUCAUCAGAGCAUGAGCAAAAAGGCUUGGAAGAUUACAAAUUGGCCACAGCAAACGCGUCGAUGAACGCAGACUAUAGCUUAGAAGAACAUUGUCAUGAGUUGAGUCAUGGAGUGGCUGCUAUGACCCUUGAAGCAGAUGGAGAGCCAACCAAACCACAGCCAGUUGAGAAAACACACGAUAAAAUCGAGAAAUCAGCAUCCAAGGAGGGAAUUCAAACUGUUAGUGCUAAUUUGCAAAGUGAAGAUAAUUGUCCCAGUGCCCCAGCGGAGGUACUCCGUACUUGUGCGGAGCGCCAUACCCGCGGUUUGAUGCAUCCACAGAUGCUUUCCAUACUAACUCACAGGCAAAUUACUCUGCCCGUAUUAAUGGAGGAUGACAACCACAGGGAAAUACCCUCCAUACACCAUUUCUACAGACCAAUACGCCAAAACGUGUAUGCUAUAUUAUAUAAUAUGCAUCAUCACCGGUUUAUGGCUCAAAAAGCUAAAGAGGAAGGUACAGCAUCUGCUAGCAGUGAACGCCCAUGCACAGUACAAGUCGCUGAAUGGAUUUACUCAAAAGUAAAUCCAGGUAAAAGUCCAGAAUUUGUACCAGGUGUUGUGCUCGAUUGGCCUGUGCCUACUGUACAAAGACUUUGGUUUGGAACUGCGCAAGAUGACAAAUGUCGUCGUAUGAGAGCUUUCCUCUCUUGCAUGAAAUCAGAUACACCACUCAUGCUAAAUACAUCUUAUGUUCCACAACAUCUGCUCAUUUUAGCUACUGUGCUAAGAUUUAUCAUGACAUCUCAGAUUCAAAUAUUAAGACGACAGGAGUUAGAUGCAUUUUUAGCUACAGCUUUCUCUAGUGAUCUCAUGAAUGCUCUCCAUUUGCAGGAGAUGACAGUGAACGGCAUAAGCUCCCGCGGCGUGCAACUCGGCGCGCUAGUAAUGGCCGGCGCUGAAGCCGCCCUGCUCGCUAACGACGCGUGCGGCGCGCCCGUGCCGUGGCUCGUGGCCGCGCCGUGGCUGUACUUCGACGGCAAGCUGCUGCAGCGCAACCUGCACCGCGCUAACCAUUGCAAGCAUCUCGCGCAGCUCUGUGAUAACCACCUGGAUACUGUUGUUAAGGUGGAGCGUAUGAGAAAAGCUAUACUGGAGGGUCUAGAAGUGGAGUUCGCUAUGCCCCCACUCCCUCUAGUGGGCGUGGUUGGUGAGCCGCUCGGUUGGCGUGGGCGUGGUCGUGGUGCGAGGCUAGAGAUCGCCGGCGUUGUUGUGGGACAGUGGGGAGGAGGCAGCUAUCCACCACGCGCUACACGAUACCCACAGGUGAGCUACGUGGGCUACACGCCGCCGCCGCGCAACGCGUACAGCGGGCGCGGGUGGCGCGGCGGGCGGGGCCGCGGGCGCGGGCGCGGCGCGGUGCAGGCGGCGCGCGGGGGGCGGGCGCGGCGCGCGAGACGCGACACUGACGAACCCGCGCGACCUGCCACGCUCACGGUUAAUGGGAGAACAGUGAGAUCUGACGAGAUGAGUCCUCCAGCCGACGAUGGAAGCCCGCACGAAGACAACAAUGUUUUAGACAAUGACGCCGAAGGAGCACAGCAACAAAAAACAAAGACUGGAAAAAAUGCCAAGAAAACCAUGGGGAAGGGUAAAAAGAAGAGCGCUGGGAAGGCUGAUGUGGCUCAAUCCUUGGAAGCCAAUGGGCCGCUUGAUAAGAACAAGGUGGCGGAGCAAACUAAUAUCUCUGAUAAGGAACAUAUUGGUCAGGGUGACGCGCCUGUUUCUAAUUAAAUUAUUUUUAUUUUAACGAGGUAAUUAUUAUGUAUUUAUUUACAGUCUUUUUAUAGCAUACUAUAUUUAUUUCGUCUUUUUCUGUAGUUCUGUAGGUUUUGUAAUGCCAAUGAUCAUUACAAUUGACUUGUUUCAUCUCGAGUUGUAAAAACAAUACCUGGCCUUAGCCAGAACAAUAUACUAAGACACCGGUUUUGGGCAACACUAUUGCAGUAAGAUAGCACGUAUCUCGUAAUUUAGCAAUGUAACAUUACAAUGGUAUAAGAAUUAAUAUUGUUGCCGAUAAGUUGACACUAAAGUAUACGUGCCUAAACAUCUAAAAGACUUCCCGAUGUUGAGACUGAUUUUAUAUUAAUUCGACACAUUUAGUGUUAAAUUAAUCGUAAUUUCGAAGAGAAUCUGACAAAAAGAGCGAAUUUUAACGCUUUUAUCCGAACACGACUUUACGCUCAGGGUGUUUUGUCUAAUAUUGUGACGAGAGCUAUACAAUAAAAAAAUAUCCGUUUCAAAAGUGACAAAAUAACGAGUCAUUAGCUUUUUGAGGUGUAUAGAUUGUCUUUAAAAAAGAUAAACGCCUCGACAUCCAUUACGUGACAAGUGAUAUUUAGUGAAUAUAUAUUUAAAUUAUCAAGUUGAUUCUUAAGUCAUGUUUUAUUAAAAGUGAUAUGACUUAGUAGGUAAUGUGUUUAUUUUAGCAUAUGAAUAACUGAGUCGGCAUUAUUUAUUUACACAUAGUAUAUUUACAAUUUACCAAAAUGUCUUAUUUUUAAGCUCGGUUUGGUCUAUGAAAUCCAUUAUAAAUUAUAUAACAAUAAAUAUUAUAUUUUUUCUUAUCAUUAAAUAAAAUAUUAUUUGUAACAUAUAAUGUUAUCGGUUGAUUCACUUUUACACCUACAAAUUGUAUGAUUGUUAUUUAUAUACCUACUCUAUAACCUAUGUGCAUUGUAUAAGCCUUGAUUCCAUAUUACAAAUAUUGUUUAACGAUUAAAAUAUUCUCCUUUUUUAUAUAUAUAUCGAUGAUAAAAAAAUCUGUUUCUUUACAAAUCGAUUUCAUAGAUUAAACCUUAUGUAUUCAGACUUGUUUUUAGGAAAUCUUGGUGUAUAUUUAGGCGUUAUUGAAUGAAUGUGAGAUUGUUCUGUAAAUGUAUUGUUGUAACAUACUCCUGCGAAUUAUGAGCAAUAAACUAUUAUUUGUUAAAAUACGUGCCUUUAAUGCACGGAUAAGAAAUUGCAUAAUAUAUGGAUCUUUUAUGCAUAAGCAUGUUACAACGAUAUUGCGUAUAUUGUUACAGUUGUUGAAAAUUUUGUCCUCCCAAUAUCUUUUGAUAUACUAUUUUCAUAUGCACUUGUUUGUCGGACAUUUGAUAACAUAGUGGUAGGAGGAUGAUGAAAUUAGGAUUAAAAAAUCGCAUUUAUUGAUUGAUGGUUGGUGCUUUGAAAAUUAGUCUGUGGGACUGCCUGAAACGAGUCUGAAACUUAUAGAUAUAAGUCUAACGCUAGACCUUUAAUGGAACUGAAAGAACAUUCGCGUGUUGAGUUUUCCACAUCCUAUAGGGUAUUAUUUCGAUAGAAUAUCGUAGAGUUGUUAGUGAUAUAUUUAUAUGCAUUUUAGGAAUCUCAAAACUGCGAAUGUUCUUCAAUUUAUAUGUAUUUUUGUAAAUUUGUUAUAUUGUUAUACUUAAAUUUAGCUGGAAUGACUUACAAGAAACACAUAAGACAAAGUCUUAUCGUUUACUCGAUUGGUGAAUAAAACUGUUAACAUCUCAAAGCAACAUUCCAUAUUAUCCAAUGAAAACGUUCGUAAUACCUGUAAAGUACUAAACAGUUGACACCAAUAGAGAAUGGAACUAAUGAAGACUUUACAAUUUGGAACGCUUUAUUCCCUGGCCGGAACGGAGACAAAUAUGUUGCCAGAAUAACAUAUUGAUUUUAACAAAGGACACAAUAUGAUCAGAACAAGUCGAAAAUAUACAUUGCGACGAUACGGUCGUUAUAAGUGAUCGCCAAACAAAGUAUAAUGUAAUUACGCAACAGACUUUAUAUCCGUCGCAGAAGCGAUCGGAAUAGCUCGUACGGCGAGCGGCCGGCGGGCGGCGGGCGGCACGCAACCGCGCCGCCCCCUCGCGAGUAGCUAGCAGUCGUUACGCACGACGCAAACUUAUAUAAACAUUUAUAUAUUAUUGCUUGCUUAUUCAUAAACACAAUAUUGUAGAGUUAGAAUUUUAACUUCAAUGUAAUUUCAUUUUAUUAAGAGAAUUGUGUAACGUCAAAAGCAUGUUUAGUGGGGACGGUUAUAUUUCAUGGGAUGCAUGUAUAAGAUUAGACGGUUUAUAACUAAUGGGCACUAUUUACAACAAACUUUUAAUCUUACGGAAAUUGUAUAAUAAAAUUUCCUUUUAUGUUAAUGUACCGUAUGUGUGCUGCUUAAAUGUUUAAAUGUCACAUAUAAUAUUUCAAAAUGUUAUAAUAUUAGCGCUGAUUCCGAGAAGGAAGUAGUUUUUAUUUUUAUCUUAAAACCAAUAUUCCGUAUAGUUUUAGAAUAUUCAACAGUAUACCUUUAAAUCCAUCUUAUAAACUUAUUUGCUGACAACGGUCACUUAAUAUUUGUCAACAUAUAAAAUAUAUUAGAAGUAUUCGUCAUAUUCAUACCUUUUUCGUAAUUGAGUAGCAACAUGGAACUGUGGCUUUUUGAAAACACUUAUAACUUAAAUUAUAAACUUGCUGUUAGAAAGAUGUUAAAACAAAGUUCAUUACUGUUUUACUUUAUGAACAUUAAACUAUUGGACGAAAUUAAAUUGUAAAGAGUUGUAUUUGUCUUCAAAUAAAAGGUUCCAUUUUUA